Messenger RNA from Colius striatus (speckled mousebird), 1005 nucleotides. It is a transcript of the gene PLPPR5, whose product is annotated as phospholipid phosphatase related 5. Gene Ontology annotation, molecular function: phosphatidate phosphatase activity. Gene Ontology annotation, biological process: signal transduction; phospholipid metabolic process; phospholipid dephosphorylation. The record is from RefSeq and is a predicted model, not a curated record. The transcript is spliced from 6 exons. NCBI's taxonomy places the organism in Eukaryota, Metazoa, Chordata, Aves, Coliiformes, Coliidae. Bases 1 to 1005 code for a protein of 334 amino acids.
AUGGUGAUCAUGGCAGGGACCGUGAUGCUGGCUUAUUAUUUCGAGUACACGGACACCUUCGCGGUCAACGUGCAAGGCUUCUUCUGCUACGAGGGCGCGUACCGAAAGCCCUACCCGGGCCCGGAGGACCGCAGCGCCGUGCCCCCGGUGCUGCUCUACUCGCUGACCGCAGGCGUGCCCGUGCUGGUGAUUAUCGUUGGAGAGACUGCAGUGUUUUGUCUACAGUUAGCUACAAAGGAUUUUGAAAACCAAGAAAAAACAAUAUUAACUGGAGACUGUUGUUAUAUAAAUCCACUGGUGCGCAGGACCAUCAGAUUCCUUGGAAUUUACGCAUUUGGACUUUUUGCUACGGACAUCUUUGUAAAUGCUGGACAAGUAGUAACAGGGAAUCUUGCACCACAUUUUCUUGCACUUUGUAAACCCAACUAUACAGCACUUGGAUGUAAACAGUAUACACAGUUCAUCAGUAGUGUACAUGCCUGUACUGGAAAUCCAGACCUUAUCAUGAAAGCCAGAAAGACAUUCCCAUCCAAAGAAGCAGCACUAAGCGUAUAUGCAGCUAUGUAUUUGGCUAUGUAUAUCACCAACACAGUAAAAGCCAGAGGAACAAGGCUUGCAAAACCUGUUCUGUGUUUGGGCUUAAUGUGCUUGGCUUUCCUUACUGGAAUCAACAGAGUAGCAGAGUAUCGAAAUCAUUGGUCAGAUGUAAUAGCAGGAUUUGUAAUUGGGAUAUCUAUAGCAGUAUUUUUGGUUGUUUGUGUGGUAAAUAACUUCAGAGGACGUCAGCCAGAGCAUGAACGUUCUCACAUGGAUAACCUGGUGCAGAUGCCCAUGAUCAGCAUACCCCGGGUAGAGAGCCCUUUAGAAAAGGUGUUUCACAACCAAGGUGUUGGUAGCAGUCAAGAAGAGUCCUUGCCCCGGCAGUCCCUCCAAGCUCGCAUCGUUAGGUUCUGCUCCUGGCUAUCAGGAACGGAGCGUUUGGAACGUCUCCAGCUCAGGCAAUGA